This is a messenger RNA of Theobroma cacao (cacao), 3512 nucleotides long. RefSeq lists its product as uncharacterized. The record is from RefSeq and is a predicted model, not a curated record. Lineage: Eukaryota; Viridiplantae; Streptophyta; Magnoliopsida; Malvales; Malvaceae. Gene Ontology annotation, molecular function: protein binding.
UCUAGGUCUACCGUUACCGUCUCCACCGCAGCAUACUCUUCUAGCAUGCAGCUUUCUUCCCCCUUUUUAUUGUGAACAUCCGUUACGUCCAACUUGAUAGUUCAGCAGUCUGUAACUCUCCAACUGGCCAAGUGUCUUUCAUCUUCCUCACCAAAUGAGGAUUUCACUCGUUUCAUGGCUCUUCUUCAUUUCAUUUAUAGCCAUUUUCUUUACCAUUAACGCAGUUUCGGUUUCUGGCCAAUGUCAAAGCGAUCAGCAAGAGUUGCUGCUCGGAUUGAAAAUUGCCCUCAAUUCUACUUUAUCUGUGAAGUUGAUGAAGUGGAAUCAAAGCACGGAUUGCUGUUCUUGGGAUGGUGUAAGCUGCGAUGCAGGUGGUCGUGUUAUCGAACUUGACUUGAGCAACCAAUCAAUUUCCGGAGCAAUUGAGAGUUCAUGUAGUCUUUUCCGUCUUCAGCAUCUCCAGCGACUUAAUUUGGCUUAUAACGAAUUCAUAUCCGCGUUUCCUUCAGAGUUUGAUAAGUUGGCAAAUUUGACUUAUCUUAAUUUGUCAGCUGCGGGCUUUACAGGGCAAAUUCCGAUUGAGAUUUCAUACAUGACAAAGUUGGUUACUCUCGAUUUAUCUACAUUUUGGUUUCUUGAUCUACCAGCGAAACUUGAGAAGCCAAAUCUAGUAAUGCUUGUCCAAAACCUUACAAGGCUGAAAAUUCUCUAUCUUGAUGGCGUAAAUAUAUCAGCCAAUGGAAAUGAGUGGAGCCAGGCUUUAGCAUCUUCGCUGCCUAAUCUGCAAGUGUUGAGCAUGUCCUACUGUUAUCUUUCGGGACCUAUAGAUCCUUCCCUUGCCAAGCUUAAGUCUCUCUCAGUAAUUCGUUUGGACGGUAACAAUUUGUCCGCUCCAUUUCCAAAAUUCUUCGCAGAAUUCCAAACUUUGACUUCCUUGCAUCUCAGCGAAACUGGCUUGAGUGGAAGACUACCAGAAGAAAUCCUCCAGGUACCUACAUUACAGACUCUGGACUUGUCAUUCAACUACUUACUUGAAGGUUCUUUCCCAAAGUUUCCUCCGAAUGCUUCUCUUCAAACACUGGUACUUAGUUACACAAAUUUUGGGGGGGAAUUACUGGAAUCUAUUGGUAACCUUGGGCAAUUGAGAAGAAUAGAGUUGACGAAAUGCAAGUUCAAUGGGCCCAUACCUGAAACAAUAGAAAAACUUAGACAGCUGAUCUAUUUGGAUUUUUCCCAAAAUAAUUUCUCUGGUCCAAUUCCAUCAUUCACAUCAUUAAGAAACCUUUCAGAGCUACACCUUGCUGACAAUCAGUUAACUGGCUCUAUCCUUUCCACUAACUGGUCAAGCCUUUUGAAUCUUGUAACUCUUGACUUACGAAACAACUCUUUUAGUGGAGCUGUCUCACCAACUUUAUUUCGGAGUCCAUCCUUAAAGAGAGUCGACCUUUCAAAAAAUCAGUUCACUGGUGGAUUCAGUGAGGUCAGCUGUGAGUUUUCUUUAGAACUUAAAGUACUUGAUCUAAGUCACAAUAAGUUACAAGGGCCAUUUCCGAUGUCGGUAUUUGAAAUCCAAGGUCUCACAUUCCUGUCACUUUCAUGGAACAACUUCAGUGGAUUAAUACCAUUGACUGCCUUUCAGAAACUGAGGGAACUCUCCUUUCUUGAUCUUUCAUAUAACAACUUCUUUGUUGACUCAAGUGCUUCAGUGCCUUACUUCACCAACAUUACCAGAUUAAAGUUGGCUUCUUGCAACUUAACGAAAUUCCCUGAUUUCGUGAAAAAUCAGUUCAAGUUAACCCACCUAGACCUUUCAAACAACCAGAUUUAUGGGGAAAUACCCAAUUGGAUUUGGAAACCGAAUCUUCAAUACCUAAAUCUUUCUCUAAACUUUCUUGUAGAAUUUAAAGGACCUUUGCAUAUACCUUCAUAUUUGAUUGUUGUUGACUUUCGUGGCAACCAGCUUCAAGGGCAAAUCCCAAUUUUUCCACCACAGGCCAUUUAUUUGGAUUACUCAAAUAACAAUUUCAGCUCUGUUUUACCACCUGAGAUUGGUAACUACCUCCAAUUUGCUACUUUCUUCUCCAUCUCAGGUAAUAACUUUCACGGAAGUAUCCCCACAUCGAUAUGCAACAAUUCAUAUCUUCAAGUACUUGAUUUGUCUAAUAAUUCCCUGAGUGGGCCAAUUCCGGAAUGUCUGAUUCAGAUGAGUGUAUCUCUUGGAGUACUGAAUCUAAGGCGAAACAAUCUCAGUGGCAUCAUUUCAGACACAUUUUCAAAAAUCUGUACAUUACAAACUCUAGAUCUCAAUCGGAACCUAAUUGGUGGGAAGGUUCCAAAAUCUUUGGCCAAUUGCAGAAUGCUGGAGGUUUUAGACAUUGGGAACAAUCAAAUCAAUGACACAUUUCCUUGCCAUUUGAAGGAUACAUCCAGGUUGCGUGCUCUGGUUUUACGAUCCAACAAAUUUAACGGAGAUAUUUAUUGCCAAGGGAACAACAUCACUUGGCCAAUGCUCCAAAUUAUUGACUUAGCUUCCAACUAUUUUAGUGGUAAACUGCCACAAGCAUACUUGAGGACCUGGAAUGCUAUGAAGGCAAACGAAGAUGGACCCCAUUUAAAACACCUCCGAUUUGAAGUCUUCCAGUUCGAUGAAUUGUCUUUUCAGGAUGUACUAACAGUUACCAUCAAAGGUCAAGAGAUGGAGCUGGUGAAAAUCCUAACUAUCUUCACCUCCAUUGACUUUUCUUGCAACAAAUUUGAAGGGCCAAUACCACAAGUCAUCGGAGAAUUCAAAGCACUUCACGUACUUAAUUUGUCAAGUAAUUUGCUCACAGGCACAAUCCCAUCAUUUUUAGGAGACUUGCUAACGCUUGAGUCCUUAGACCUCUCAAGCAACCACCUAACUGGUCAGCUCCCUUCGCAGCUAGCAAACUUAAAUUUCCUAUCAUUCCUCAAUGUGUCAAACAAUAAAUUGGUGGGAAGGAUCCCAAAAGGUACCCAGCUUCAGUCGUUUUCAGAUGCUUCAUUUGAAAACAAUGGGGGAUUAUGUGGACCUCCUUUAGAGGCAAAAUGUCAAUCUUCACCAACUUUUAAAGAUAGCCCUUCACAUUCUGGGACUGGGAGACAUAUCGAUUGGAAUCUGAUAAGUGUUGAGACAGGGUUUUUCUUUGGUUUCGGAAUUGUCAUUGCACCUCUCAUCUUUUGGAAGAGAUGGAGGAUAUGGUAUUAUAAGCACAUUGAUCGUGCUCUUUUUAGGCUUUUCCCUCGGCUGGUUCUCAAAAACAGAAAUCACGGAAGGAGAGCUCAUCGGAGUCGGGGAAGAAGGCUCCAGCAACAAUGAAAAGGAGCAAGGAAUAAGUGAAAGGAUUUUUAGAUACUUCCUUCGUUGUAUUUUCCUGUUUUUGGUUUUUGUUUCAACCGUAAGUUGUUUGUGCUUCUUCCCUUUCCAACCUUUUUUUUCAGUCCUUGUAACAGGUUUAUCCUAGCUCUUUUGAAUAAAAACAAAUUAAAUUAUA